AUGUGGCGUAGCUAUGAGAACGCAUUGAAACUCCUUGAGACGCGAAGACGGAAAGUUCGACCAAAAACCCCUGCGACACCCUCCACAACACAAGAAUCUGUAACCCCCAGCGGUGUCCCAACUGUGAAGGGGAUACCUAGUCUAGUCGGCAUGAAGGAAUGGUUACAAGCGCUGGGCCACUCUGAAAGCGAUGUAGACAAUUUGAAUAUAAUUCAUAUUACCGGGACGAAGGGAAAGGGAAGUACUUGCGCUUUCACCCGGUCCUUCCUUCGCACGCAUGCGUUGAGAACAGGAUUCCCAACACGGAUCGGGCUAUACACCUCUCCUGAUUUGCAAUGCAUUCGAGAGAGAAUACAGAUCGAUGACAAACCAAUAACGGAAGAUCUCUUUACACAAUACUUCUUUGAAGUUUGGGAAGCCCUUACACCGCUAGGCUCAGGAAGAUGCGCAGAAGCCUCGAGGCAACCCCGUUAUUUGCAGCUUCUAGCUUUGCUGGCUUUUCACACCUUCAUUAGGGAAAAUGUUGAUGCGGCGAUAUUCGAAACGCACCAUGGUGGAGAGUUUGAUGCCACGAACGUGAUACAGAGGCCUCUUGUGACUGCUAUCACGUCUCUGGGAUUGGACCACGUUGCACAACUAGGCCCUACGGUCGAGGAUAUAGCAUGGCAUAAAGCGGGCAUUUUCAAACCUGGGGCACCUGCAUUCACUGUCACACAAGAGGCUGGACCUAGUGAAGUCCUACGGAAGCGUGCGGCCGAAAAGAACACCGGAUUGACAUUCGUCUCUUCUUCCAACAUUCUACCCACCAACAGAAGGGUGUUGAGCGUUCCAGUGCAACGAUUGAAUUGCUCUUUGGCCCUCGAGUUGGCUACGAAGUUUCUGCAACUUAAAGGUCAUGCGUUGGACGCCGGCGACAUAUCUAAGGGCAUUGACAAUUUCUCGUGGAUUGGGAGAUUUGAGAUAAUAGAACAAGGAAGCUCACAGUGGUUUUUGGACGGUGCGCAUAAUGAACUGAGUCUUGAACAAGCCGCCGAGUGGUUUGCCAAGAACGUCCAUGCUGCACAUGCGCCACAACAUCGUCUUCUUAUCUUCAGUCACUUCUCCGAAGAGCGUGAUGGAAUGACUCUUCUGGAGACUUUAGCGCGUGCUCUUGUGAAGCAUGAUGCAAAACCUGAUCAUGUCAUCUUCACUACGUACCAAGAGAGGGACGAUGGAUAUACGAGAAUAGACAAAACACUCAAAGUGCCAGAAACACCCUUCCCUGACCUCUGCACAAUAUAUUCUUCCCUGUGGAAGAAAAUGCAUCCUGACACCGAAAUCUCAACGGAGCCCACUAUUCAGGGUGCCAUAAGGCUUGCAGAACAGAUAAGCAACCAGAAAGGCGGCAUACAAGCUUUCUUUACUGGUAGCUUACACUUGGUUGGAGGGGCGCUCAGCCUGUUGCGGCGUUAG
This is a messenger RNA of Aspergillus chevalieri, 1452 nucleotides long. Its product is annotated as bifunctional folylpolyglutamate synthase/dihydrofolate synthase. The record is from RefSeq and is a predicted model, not a curated record. Gene Ontology annotation, molecular function: tetrahydrofolylpolyglutamate synthase activity; ATP binding. The coding region runs from base 1 to 1452 and encodes 483 amino acids. Gene Ontology annotation, cellular component: cytosol; cytoplasm; mitochondrion. Gene Ontology annotation, biological process: tetrahydrofolylpolyglutamate biosynthetic process. Lineage: Eukaryota; Fungi; Ascomycota; Eurotiomycetes; Eurotiales; Aspergillaceae. The transcript has 5 exons.